CUAAUAUCUAAAGUUGGAUAUCAAAAAUUAAAAAAUCUUAAAUAUUAUUAAUAAUUGAGAUACUUAUCAGUUUAAUUAUUGUGCAGUAAAAAGAACAAAAAAGUGCAUUUAUAAAUUUAUAUUUGAAUAGAUGUGUAAUUCAUUUUAAAAAAAUAUCGGAACAAGCAAAAAUGAUACCUCCUGUUGCUCCUGGGCAAACAGAGGAAAACUUAAACAUGGUUGGAUGGAAAAACACUUUUAAUAUGAGACAAAUAAGUCUAAUGAAUCUUGCUGCUAGUCAAUUAGCAAUGAAAAAUGGAGCAAAGUCAAUGAUACCUUCUUACAGAAGAGCAUAUAGUGUUACAAGUCCCUCCAAAUCACUGGAUAUUUUAAGAAAGAAUCUUCAAAAUGCCAUUAAUAAGGAUAUAGACAAUGUACUGAAAAAAUAUAUCGAGAAAUUUUUUCAACCUGCUAUUAAUAAUAUAAGAAACAAUGUGGGAAAGGAUAGUGUAGGAGAUGACCACAUCAAAGAAGUUUGCAAAACAAUGCUGGAAGAAGCUAAACUUAUGUAUAAAGUGAGUCCACAUUCUAGGGACAAUUCACCUUACGAAUGCUACCAAAGUGAAGGAGAGUCUGAAGCCAGUCUGACUGAUCUUAGAAUGGGAAUGAAUAGCCCCAUAAUAUGCUGUAAAAGAAAAGAUUGUGAUCCAGAUGCUGAAAUCAUUCCAUCACCUGUAGUGCCCACUAAAAAACCAAGAAACAAAACUACACACUCCACUGAUUACAGUAGUUGCAAGCUGUCGUGGAAACGGGAUGGUCCUAAAUGGAAUCCAGAUAGACUUCGAGCUAAUACGUUAUUUAUAAUGGGGGCGAGAGCCAACAAAGUGUUAGGGUAUGGUCAGACACGAGGAAGAUUGUAUGUCCGGCAUCCAAAUCUUGUUAGGUAUUCUGGAGACCAAGAGGAUAAAGAAUGGUUAGCUUCAAAGAAUCUAAUGCCACCUAGUGGUGGCAAAGCGUAUUUAAUGCUCCUGGAAGACAUAAAAGAGUUAACAGAAAGCGAUGAAUACAAAUACAAUGCCAACCUCCAACUACAUGAACUGAAGGGUUUUGAAGUGCCCCUAUUUUUACUAAUAAAAAUAAAAAACUUUAUCGAAUAUGUAAGAAAUGAAAGGAAAUUACUCGCUAACGUUGAUCCCUUUGAAGACCAAUGUGAUCCUAAUAUAUCGUCCACACCACACAGCGUAGCCAUGGAUUCAGCGCCAUCUACACCUUCAGAUACAACUUUAAUUGUAGAAAAUACUUCAGAGAUAACAUUUAAAACAGAUUUUUUGAAUAUGUCCUCAGAUAUGAGUAACAAUUUGACAAGUUCCGUUAUUUCCAGUAUACUCUCUGGUCAUUUAACAACUAUGAAUGGACCAGACACUUCCCAAGAUUUUUAGCUCCUUCAAAACUUUUUUCAAUUUUGUUUCUCGUCUGGUUAACAUGUGUACUGUAAAUGCGCUAGUAGUAUUUAUUUAUUUAUUUAUUUAUUUAUUUAUUUAUUUAUUUAUUUAUUUAUUUAUUGAGAACAAUAGUUAAUAAGAUCCAAACUCAAAGUACGAAAUAGUUGUCAGAUACGUCUUGAAAUUCAAAAACAAUUUUUUAAGAUCAGCCAUAAUUGAUUUUGAUAUAAAAAAAGUAUUUGUCGCCUAGGUACUAUGAUAUAAUGCAUCAACGGUGGAUUACCAAGUUAUCUGCAAAUAUAUAAAAAUAUCAUUGUUUUGGGACUCACUGCUGUGUACUCUUUGUUAAAUUGUUUGGUUCGCAAUAAUGUUUAAAGUCGUCAUGGCAGGAGUCUGGCAUACUUGAGAAAAUCGAACACUACUAUAAGUAAUGAAUUUAAAAUUAAAAGAGAUCCCAUUUUGAUGGAAAAGUCCACAAAUUUUUAUUAUUAAUGUUAAGUCACUUCUUCGAAAACGCACAUAAAAGACAGAAUAUUGGACUCCAAAAAAACUUUAAAAUAUUUGUUUAUGGUACGGGUAUCAGAAACCCGCCAUAUAAUUGUAGAGAAUAAGCACAAUCGAAUGCCACCCCUUUAAAUGAUUCCUCAAAGAAGGUGACAUUUGAUAUGUGUGAUACAUAGGAAACUAAGGUUAUUU
Diabrotica balteata is the source of this 2117-nucleotide messenger RNA. NCBI's taxonomy places the organism in Eukaryota, Metazoa, Arthropoda, Insecta, Coleoptera, Chrysomelidae. The record is from the annotation of a GenBank genome assembly.